AUUCCUUUUACUUUUCUUUAUUCUUAUAAAUUCUUUCCCCAAAACAAGGAAGAAUCUCAAGCACCCUGUGAGGUGGGGAAAAUAUAAAGAGGAUUAUUCUUUGCUAAUGGCGAAAGGAACCCCAUUGAUUUCUUUGCUUAAGCACGGAGGUAUAUACAAAAGAAUAAAGAGCUUUCCUUUCUUUCAACCUAAUUUUCUUUUCCCUGUUGUUUGUUCUUUUCCCCUCCUUCAAACACAAGAAUAUUCUUUCUUCACGGAGAAAAAAAAUCAAAGAUAUACACAACAUGACUAUGGAAGACUCAGAUUUGAGACCAUAAACACCCACAUUUUUAGCAAAUACAUCUAAUUGCCUCAUCAUCAACAAAAUGUCUGCUGAUCAUUUGCAGUUCUUGAAGAACAAGUUCAUUCUGGACUUGGAAGACGCGGAGGAGGAACACUCCGGGGAAAAUGAGAUCCCCCUUCUCGCUCAUUUUCUACAGAUUAGAGAUGUCUUGAAAGCAAAGGACAUCACGGCAUCUACACCCAUCAGAUUGAAGAAUUGUCUAUACAACGCCAUCAGCGCAUUAGAAGAGUGCGUGGUGUUGUCGGAGAAGCGUGAGCCCCGAAAGAAGAAGGAUGGUCCGAUGCAUGGAUAUACUCUGGCGGAGCAUUGGCUUUUAUGCAAAACCAGAAGGUUGUUGGUUCAAAUAUCGAGAAGGCUAACUGCUACAGCUGAUGCGGUUAUUCCUGGUAUGACCGACAUGGCCGUAAGUUCAUCCUCCGCCUCCUUACCACUUAUUCCAAGACCAAACCCUGAGAAUUUUUAUCCCAACCAUUUUCGAAGUUUUUAUGGACAAAGAAAUGAAAUUAUUGAUCGACUUGAUUUUGGGAAAGGAUUUCAGGAAAUUGGAAUCGUGGGGAUUGGGGGCUCGGGUAAAACCACUCUGGCCCAAUUGGUUUUUACUAAAAUCGAUGGGUAUCUACGGGAUAACAGAAUUUGGAUCUGCUUAUUCCCGAAACUGAGUGGAGAUGUGGACUUCAAGGAGAUGAUAAAAGACAUGUUGAAGCAGUGCGGGGCAGCAUCUCGGGAAGUAGAAGUAGAAGAGCUGUUGGAGAAUCUUGGGAAAGCUUUGAAGGGUAAAAGGUAUUUGAUGGUGUUGGACGGCAUCUGGGACAUCAACAUCCACUGGUAUUUCAAGUUAAAGGAAAAGUUGAAGUCUGUAAGGGGUGAUGGGCAUGUCAUCAUCACCAGCCGACUACCCCACAAAGCAAGAAUGAUGGUGGGCCCUCACAAUCUGUAUCACAUACAGCCUCCCAUGGGCCACAUGGCGCGAUUCGAAGAAAUAUUGGGUAGGCUUGAAAGGUAUAAGUUGAAAUUGAAGGAUGAGGCUGCAGAGCAAUGUGAUGGCCUCCCAUUAGCAAUGCACACAUUGGCACCAGUGAUUGAAGACCGGAUCCUGGGAAAAGUCGACCCGAUCAUGGGAUAUAGGAAUUUACUUUUUAGUGGAACUGAUCAGAUGGUGUUGGUCAACCUUGAAGAUGAUGCUAUAUUGGGAAAUGAGCUUUUGUUAUCAUGGCGUGGCACCUCAUAUAAUGAAGAAUGGGUGAUCGAUGUAUCAAAGCUUCUUCUUCAUGAUGUAUUCAACAAAGUCCAUCAAUUUAUUCUAUCAUCUUUAAGGGAAUCAAGAGGUCGGCCCACUAGGAUGAUAAUAGUUUGGAGUGGGGAUGCAAUGGCUAAUCAACUCAUGCAAUUAAUCAUGCAAGUAGUCAGAAAUCUCAAACGUGAUUCAAAUCCACCAAUUCUCUUAUUACCUUUGGGAUCAAAAGCUAAUAUUUCGUUUUCACUUGGAUGGGAGAAUCAACCACUAGGAACAUUACCUAAGCAUAUGAUCAAAUUACGUGAAGAGUUGUGGAGCAAACCAAAAAAGGAUAUAGACAGUUGGGGGGUUGUAAUGAAAAUGAAAUCUAUUCUAGAAGGUUUUCCGUUUGAUAGUGCUAUUGAAGAAAACUCGCAACCUAUGGAAGCUGACAAAGAAUUUCAUGUAAUAUUUUGGAACUACUUUAUUAUCGGAUUGGAUAUUGAAGAUUUGUCACAGAAAAAUGAUGGAUGUUGUGGUAGUUGUUCUUUGACGUCUUGGCCAAGGAACAUUGUUCUACCUAUCAGUAUUAAAACUAAAGAUGAACAAGGAGAGUGGAAGGAAAUAAGCAUACCACACAGCACCAGGUCAAUCAUUUGCGUUAACUUGCCUUGCUUUCCAGAUAGACCAAAUGUUAAAAAAAAAUAUAGAAACUUUAAAGAUCCUUUUGUAGAUGAUGGGCUUCUUGAAGUUAUUUUUUUUAAAGAUGCAUGGCAUGGAAAUGAUUUUCUUCCUUCCAAAGAUCGAGGGGAAUGUCUUGUGCAGGUGGAAACAAUCCGCUUUGAGCUUUACAAUAGUGCAGUCAACAAUAUCCAUAUGAGCAUUGACGGGAAUAGAUGGAAACAUCCUCUCCCUAUUGAGGACGACAAUAAGGUGAUUGAGAUCUAUCAUUCAGGAAAAACAAAGGUGUUUGUAAAUUCCAACUCAAGAUGCAAAUUCAAAUCGCCCGAUGAGUGAUAUUGAAUGUCUUCCAAAGAGUUGAGUGGUGUUCUCAGUCCAUGCUAGAACAAUCUAGUUGUAUUACUUUUAUAGUGAGUAAAUAUUUCAUAUAAUUGCUA
Messenger RNA from Vitis vinifera (wine grape), 2674 nucleotides. RefSeq lists its product as uncharacterized. The record is from RefSeq and is a predicted model, not a curated record. Gene Ontology annotation, molecular function: ADP binding; ATP-dependent diacylglycerol kinase activity. Bases 366 to 2573 code for a protein of 735 amino acids. The transcript is spliced from 12 exons. NCBI's taxonomy places the organism in Eukaryota, Viridiplantae, Streptophyta, Magnoliopsida, Vitales, Vitaceae.